Bacillus rossius redtenbacheri is the source of this 943-nucleotide messenger RNA. RefSeq lists its product as uncharacterized. Bases 214 to 675 code for a protein of 153 amino acids. The transcript is spliced from 5 exons. The record is from RefSeq and is a predicted model, not a curated record. Lineage: Eukaryota; Metazoa; Arthropoda; Insecta; Phasmatodea; Bacillidae.
GCAUUCCCUGCCCGCUGCCUUGUUUAGGGUCAUCGCUUCGUGUUAUCAGCUGCGGCCUGUAGAUCGUUUUGGCAUCUAGUUGUCAACGCGCGUCUGUAGUGUAGCAGCUGUGCUGGUGUCUUCACUGGCGCUGCCCCCACCACCACCAGCAGCACGCGAGUGGACCCUGGACCAAUAGCGACUCGCAGCUGCGGGCCCCCCCCCCCCGCGAAGAUGCCAGGGGUCAUCGACCUCCGCCUCGCGCCGUCUUCGGCCGUCGCCGCUUGGCUGCGCCACCUGUCUCUGGACGCCUGCUCGAGGAUCGGUUGGGUGCUGACGAAAGCUGAGUCGGUGAUGGGACGUGUGCUGACUGCGGCGGAAACGUGCGUGUGCUUGCUCAGCUCCGAGGGGAAGCUGACUCUGGCCAAGCCGCCGCAAACAGUGCUGGCCCGACUGAAGUGGUUCGCCCGCCGGUCGCUUGGAGCGCUGCUGCGCCGCGCAUGCGCGCUGGGCGCCGCUCUCUUCUACUACACCCGGCGCGUGACGCCGUCCGACCGCAGACCUGUCGCGACCUGCGCGUCUCCGACGGAGGUACAGCCGGAACCGGAAGCGGAGGAGUGCGCUGAAUGCCGGACCCGAGCGGAAGUGCUGAGAUACCGACGGAAGCUGCGCAGGGAAAGAACUCAGAACUUCUAGAGAAGACUCGUGCUCCAUCGAUCCAUUGAACAUUCGAACUCGCUCAGUAUUCAUCUAUGUUAACACGAAACAAUUAUUUUAUAACUUUUUUUUACUAACGAUGUAUAUUAUUGUCUUAGCUUCAUAGAACAUUCAUUUAACUUAAUAUUUUUUUUUUACUUUUUUUUAACUUAACAAAGAAUAAUCAAUUGUAAAUGUAAUUUUAAAUGUAAAUUUUAAAAUUUUUGUGGUUUUAAAAAUGUAGGAAUAAAGAAAAUUUAAAAAAAAA